Messenger RNA from Metopolophium dirhodum (rose-grain aphid), 7241 nucleotides. RefSeq names its product striatin-interacting protein 1 (gene Strip). Gene Ontology annotation, cellular component: cytosol. Bases 434 to 2833 code for a protein of 799 amino acids. NCBI's taxonomy places the organism in Eukaryota, Metazoa, Arthropoda, Insecta, Hemiptera, Aphididae. The record is from RefSeq and is a predicted model, not a curated record. The transcript is spliced from 16 exons. Gene Ontology annotation, biological process: cytoskeleton organization.
AAUCCAUUAAAUUUCAUUUCAUUCUAAUACACCUAAACGCUAUAUUUUAUUAUAGUCUACCCUGUAAUAUUAGAAAUCUGUUAAAGAUAGAUCUACGAUAGAUUACGUCCAAGAUGAUAACAAAAAUAAUGAAUAUUGAUAACAAUUUUUUCAUUAACAAUUUUAUUAUAUACAAUACUUAUUAUAAUUUUAGUUUUAUGGUCGAGUACAUUAGAAUUUAGAAGUAUUAUAUUAGUUUACAAAAGAUGUUGUAAUUUCAGUGUAUCUUUAUUCAUUUUGGAUAGUAACAGCUUUAAAACUAUAGGUAAUUUUUGUUGUCCUAUGAGAUUUAAAAAAUGCUUCUCGUUUUUGUGAAAUACUAUAUUACAUGCAAUACCAUUGACAUUCUUUAACAAUUUUGUGAUACUUAUAUUAUAUUCACUAUUGUUUUAUAAUGGAUGUUUUUGGCAAUGGUAAACGAAAUACUCCAAAACUAAAAGACUCCAUGGGCAGAAAGCAGAAACAAGAUUCAGAAGAAGAAUCUGACUGCCCUGAUCUUGAAUAUAACUAUGGGGAUACAGAUACUCACCUCUGUGAAAUGGCAGAACUGUAUAGUUACUCUGAGUUAGAAGAUUACCAGACCAAUAUUCAGGAAUUUGAAAGAGUAAUGAAAGCAUUGGACUUAAAACCAUCCUGGCAUAAUUUAAGCAUAGAAAAUAAAAAUAUAGUCGCAUCUAGACUGCUUGAUUCAUUAGAAGUAUCGGACAAAACAAAACGGAUGAAUGCAGCCAGAUGUGUAUUAUAUUUAUUGCAAGGAUGUUGGGCGGAAUGUCAAUCAGAUAAAGAUCAACAGACUAAUGCCAAAGAAAAUAUACUUUUUUUAUAUAAAUUUGGUGUUUAUAAUAUAUUUGUAAAUCUGCUAAAUAUGGAAAUAGAAUCAGUACAAUUUCAUCGAAAAACUCAAAUUAAUUGUACAGAUUCUACAAAUUUAAGAAUCAUUUUGAAUGUGUUGUACACAUUUAUUGAAGUACUUAGAGUAUCAGAAUUUGAAACUGAUGUUGAAUUCAAAGAAUUUAGAGAAAAUCUGUUAUUAGAUAUAGGCUUACCUUAUACAGAAGACCAUUUAAUAGUAAAACUACUAGGAAUGAUUACUAGAUUUUGCAGUGGGCUGGCAUCAUAUUAUCCAAUGAAAAAAGUUUUAUUGUUGUUGUGGAAGUUAAUUUUAGUUCUACUCGGUGGAAUGGAUAAAUUGGCUAAUUUAAAAAAUGAAUACCGAAAAAAUGUAGAAUUACCAGAACUUCAAGAAGAUCCAAUUGAAAUAAUUAAAUCGAUGCGGUCAUCUUCACCACCGCCAAGUUCCACAGAUAUGAUGAAUGCACAAAAACGUGGCACACGUCAAAAGAGAGGUCUAAUAAAACAGAGUUCAUUAGACGAAUCUCUUGUAGUUAUGGAUUUAUCCUAUCAGAAUGAUGAAGACUUACAAGACUAUGAAGAUCAGCAACUAGGAAUGGAUGAUAUUUCUAGUAUGAAAAAUAUUCAAGAAAUAAAUGAUUAUAGGCCACAAACACCACCAACACCAUUGGUGAUAAAAGGCCUACCAUGGGUCCCUAAAGUUCGUCAUAAAGACUUACAAUUUUUUUUGGAUCAGACAAGAAUUAAAUUUCUUGGUUUUAAAUUGGACAAUGAUAUUGAGACACUAAUUGGCUUACCUGAUCCCAUACACGAGAGUGUAACUAUUCUUAAACAAUAUAUGUAUACAUCAUUAGCUGAUUACCAAAUAAAAAAAGAAGAAACUAUUCAAAGAAAUCCUUUAAUUAUGGGCAAUGAUGAUGUUGAACAAACACCUGCAGAAGUUUUAUAUCAAGCAAUGUUGCCAAAUUUACCUCAGCAUAUGAUUGCAUUAUUGAAAAUAUUAUUGGCUGCAUCACCUACUUCAAAAGCUAAAAGUGAUUCAAUCAAUAUAAUUGCUGAUAUAUUACCAGUUGAUGUGCCAAUGUCAUUUUCUGAGUCAGUUAAGCUAGAAACUGAUAUCAAUAGACAGAAAGAAAUUGUAGUAAAAGCUAUAAGUGGUAUAUUGCUUUUACUGCUGAAACAUUUUAAAGCAAAUCAUAUUUAUCAAUUCGAGUUUAUCUCUCAACAUCUAGUAUUUGCAAAUUGCAUACCACUUGUAAUCAAGUUUCUGAAUCAAAAUCUCGUAUCUUAUGUAUCAUCUAAAAAUACGAUUCCAAUACUAGAUUUUCCAACAUGUGUUAUUGGUGAUGGACCUGAUCUUUCUUUAGACAACAUUGAAAUAGGAGAGUUUCCAUUAUGUUCAUGGAGAAAUGUUUAUUCUUGUAUUAAUUUAUUAAGAGUCUUGAAUAAAAUAACGAAAUGGAAACACUCACGAAUCAUGAUGCUAGUUAUAUUUAAAUCUGCACCAAUAUUGAAAAAAUCAUUAAAAGUAAGACAUGCUAUGAUGCAACUUUACAUUUUAAAACUGUUGAAAAUGCAAGCUAAAUACCUUGGUCGGGCAUGGAGAAAAUCUAAUAUGAAGACUAUGAGUACAAUAUAUCAAAAAGUUCGACACAGACUAAAUGACGAUUGGGCAUAUGGAAAUGAUCUCGAAGCACGUCCGACUGAUUUUCAAAUUGAAGAACGGUUUUUGAGAUCAGCAGUUGAUAAAUUCCAUGCACGGCGAUACUCUCAACAAUAUGAUGACGAACUUACACCGAGUGAUUUUUCAAUCAAUACCGCUUUGGGAAAACCUGUCAAGUUAUCAGGCGAAUUUAAACAGCAUUACAAGAUUUGGUUGGAUCAAGAAGUGUUUCAAAAUAACAUUGAUUGGAACGCAUUAGUCACAGACUUUGAAAUUUAAAUUAAAACGAGUUUAAAAGUUGGGUAUAUAGAUAUCUAUAUCUUAUAAAAGCAUAAUAAAAUAAUUUAAAUUAUAAUAUCCAAAAUAACCUUAGUAUUUUUGUUUUUACAACAAAUAUAUAAUAAUAGUUAUCAAUUGUUGAUACAUAUUCACCUAACAAUAUAAUUUGAUAUACAUAUGGAAAAAAAUGUUACUUGUUAACUAACCAUAUAUUUAUUAAAAUAUUAUGAACAUUAUUGGAUAUUAUUCAUAUUACUCAAGUAUCUCACUUUUCUAUUCAUGCAACUAUAUUAAAUAAAAACAAAUGUGGUAUAUAGAAAAAUGUUUAAAUCUAUACCCAAAUGUAAUAUUUUGAGUAUUUUAGUUAUAUUUAUUAUGCAUAAUACAUAAUUAUAAUUAAAAUAUUUUAAAGAUAAUAUUAUCAUUUUUAUGUAUGCAUUUCUAGAACUUGAAUGAAAUUAAAAGAUUGUUUUAAGAUUGAAGGAUGAUAAAAUUAAUAAAAAUAUAAAUUUAAAAAUGUACUUAUAGUUAAUUUUCAAUUUAAUGACAAUUUAUACAGUAGUGCACAAUAACUAACAAUUAAAUAACUUUGUCUCAGAAUUCAACAUUUCCAAUAAACAGUUUUGAUCAAUAUGGAAUUUAUAAAAAUUAAAAAAAAUUAUAGAAACAUAAAUGUUGGUGUUUGUCAAUUGUUUGGUUUAUCAUAACUAGAGUUAGGAUGUUGAUGACCUAAAAAACACACAAAAAUGCCCUAAAAAAAUGCAAAAAAGUCCUAAAAAAUGAUCUAAAAUACUAAUUAAGUAAGUGAAAAAACUUAUUUAUAAAUAAUAAUUUUUAUUAGGGAUAUGGGUAUAAUAAUAGGUGUAAUAGUAAUUUAAAAUAUGAAUUAUAAUAUACUAAGCGUUCAAAUAAUUUAUAAAUAAAUUUCAAUAUUAAAAAUUAAUUAAAAAGUAAAAUAUAAAUAAAAAAAAUUUUACUAAAAAUAUUUUCAUUAUUAGUGUUAGGAUGUUGAUGUUAUAAUAAUAUUCAUAUUGCAUUGUUACACUGUACAAUUAAUAUGUGUCUGAUGUUAUCAAACAAAAGACGACGACAUCGAUCAGUUCAUAAAUAUUUGUAUGAUGAAAAACUUCUCUUGACAUCAACGGACGUUAUGGGUGCAUACUUGAAGUAGGUCAUGUUAUCACUAGUUAAAUCUUCUGGAAUAUCUUCUCCUCUUGCGCCUUUGCCAUCUAGCAUUUCAGAGAUGUCAGUUACAAUUUUAAAUCCAUUAUUCUUCAAAAUGACAUUCUCCAUUUUGGUUGCUAUGGUUUGUCCGAUUUUAUUUGGAGCUUUUUGGAUUAAAGACUCAAUUUUUUUUAUGUAUUUAAUUGACUGAUAAUAACAUCCCAGAUGUCUCUAUUUGAGUUAUUUCCUAAGGUAUAAAUCCAAAGUUAGAUUUUAAAUAAAUUAAAUUUGUUUCCAAACUUGGGUGUAACAUUUGCCCUAAAAUCUGUAAUUUGUGAAAAAUGCCCCACAUUGUAUAAAAAGUACAAAAAAUGCCCUAAAAGAUGAAAAAAUGACUUAAAAAUGUUGAAAAAUGACGUUAAAAACAAAAAAAAAAUCAUUUAUAGCUAAAAAUACAAAAAAUGCAAAAUAAAAUUAGAAUAUUCUGCAUCAAGGGAGCAUGAAACAAAUUUUUAGCUAGGAUAGCAUUGUACAGAAUAAAAGAAAAAAAAUGCAAAAGUCAUCAACAUCCUAACUCUAAUCAUAACUUACGAAUUGGACCAAAUUUACCCUAGUGAUCAAACAAAAAUAAUGGCUUACUCUCGUAUGAAGGAAAACACCUUUAUUGUAAUAAUAUGUAACUUAAAAAUUUUAAUUAUGUCAUUGAUAUCAAAGAGGUAAACUUGAAACAUUUUUUAUGUCUUUCCGAGUUCCACAGUUAUCAAGAUUAAUUUAUUAAUUAUAAAUAAACAAUUGUAUGAGACCCACAUUUGUAUUCUUAUUCUCCUUAAUCAUAUAAUUAUACAUUUAUAUACAUACCUACUGAUUAAAUUAUAUAAUUACCAAUAUUUUUAUAAUUUUUCUUUUAACAUUAACUCAUUUAUUUUAUAAAUGACUGAAUACUAUUGAGAAUUAAUUAGUUAAUUAUUGAAUAAACCUACCCUUAACAUUUAUUUUACUAUACUCAUUUUAGAAUUAGUUAUAAUUAUAUUGAAUAAUUUAAUUUAUGUACAGACCUCUAUGACUAUAUUAAGUGUGUGUUUAUUAUAUUAAUUAAUUUUUAUGGCCUUAUAUUAUUAAUACUAUUAUAAUUUAUAUUGAAAUAGAUGUUAUACAACAACAUAUAUUGUAUAUUUAAUAUUUAUUAAUACAAAUAGUGAUACCUAACUGAUAAUUUAUAAAUUUAAGAGUAAAUUAGAAUAAACGUUUUUCUUACUCUUAGUCAUUAUAAUAUUUUUAAUUAAUUUCCUUUUAUAUGUAUAUUAUGUAUGUAUGAUGCGUUUAAUAUGUUUCAAUUUUUUUUCUGCCAAUAUUGUUUUUAUAUCCUUAAUGACCUUAAUGUAUUCAUAUUUCUCAACAAGUUUAAACAACAAACUGUCAAUAUUUUAAUCUUGAAAGUUUCUGAUAUUUCAAAAUUUGUAUAAGCUAGGUAUAUUCUAAUUUAAUUCAAAAAUAUGAUAUAUAUAUUAUAUUAAGACUAAUUAUUAACAUUAAAUAUUUAAAACAAAGUAGAGAAAAGAAAUAUGAGUAUAGCUGGGUUAAGAUGGUACCCAUAAACUUUAUGUUAACUCUUGAUUUAAAUCAUAAUUAUUAUAUAUUAUAUUUUAUAUUUCUAGUUUUUAAAUUAUAGUGAAAUAUCUAUCAACAAUAUUAUGUAGAAUAUCUCAUAGACAUUUAUUUAUUUUUAAAGUAUCAAUAAAAUCCUAUAAGUUGCAGUAAAUAAUAUUUUUACCUUGAUAUUUGGUCAAUUCAUUAUAAUAUUAAAGCUAUCAUCAAAAAACUGGUUCUGAUAAAUACAAAAUCUCUAUGUAGUACUAUAUUAAUUAUAAGAUGGCGAUAAGUGAUAACACAAGGAAAAGUGUGACAUCCUUUUAAUUAAAAUACAUCAUCAGUGCAAAGAAUAAAAUUCAUUGGGAGGAGUGUGGUAGGAGGUGAUCACCCCUUUAAAGAGUAUUUUUAUUUAAAUAGAAUUGAAACAUUUAUACUAAUAUACUAAAUUGAAUAUAAAAUGUUAAUUCAAUGAAUUUUAAAUGUAAAAGUAUGUCUAAUAUAUUAUGUAAAUACCCACAUAUCCACAUUUAUCAACUAAGUUAUUAUAUUAUUGUAUUAACAGUGGGUUGUCCCCACCCAAUAAUAUGAUUCAAGAUCUUUUAUUACAUACAUGAUAUAUUUAAGUUAUACACCAGCUUGUGAUGUCUUCGUCUCACAAACUAACAACUUAGAAAAUUUGUGUAGGUACAGAAGAACCAAUUUUGUAUUAAUAGCUUUAAUAUUAGAAUUAGAGUGAAUUGAUUUAAUAUCAAACUUAAAAAUAAGAACAUUAUCUAUGUCUUAUGUUAAUUGUUUACGAAUUAUGAAAAUUUUGAAAUAGUGACAUAAAACAUGUUAUUUAUAACUCGCUUAAAAAAUCAACAAACAAAACCAUCAGAUGCAUAUAAUAUGUUUUCACUUUUAAGUUUAAUAAUAGGUAAAUUCACUCCAACAUGAUAGCAUUUAAAGUAGGCUAAGGGCCCGUUUUACAAUCAUAGUUUAAACCUCUGUUACGAUUAACCCACUGAUUUUACCAGCCGAAUUCCGCGGUUUAACCUUGUUUGACUAUUGUAAUGUGGGCCCUAAGUGUUACAAUAAACAAUUAUUAGUUCUGUUAAACGCAAAUUUGCACUUAUGUAAUAUUAUGUUGUACAUUUAUAAGACGUAGUCUGACCCCCCCCCCCCUUCUCAUUAAAUCACUUCAUUAUCAGUUACUGAAACGUGUAUAGUAUUAAAUUACUAUAAUAUACCUAUUAGUAGGUAUAUUACCUAUUAUGUAUAGAUUUUCUUUAUUGAUUUGUAUUUUUUAUGAAAUAUAAUAAAUCUCUGCUUAUAUAUUACAUUUUAUGUAACCCUAUCUAAUAAAAUAUUUAACAGCGAAUAAUGUUAUCAUUUUCAUGAACACUUGUAUUAAUUAUUAUAAUAUAAUAAUAUGUAUGAUCGAUUACUUGCAUAGUGCCUUUAAUAUAAUAUAGACGUACAAAUUUUUUUUUUCGUUGCUGAGUAAUAAACAAUCAUUUCGUUAAACGCAUGACUGUUUUUUUUAAAUUGAAUUUUUUUUUUUACUAAACAACACUCCUUUUACGUACGAGUAAGUCUAUCAGUGAGAUACAGGCACACGCACAAAUCUUAAACAUACACCCGACAGCAGAUAAUAAUAUACAAUUUCCUAUUA